Phacochoerus africanus (Common warthog) is the source of this 6508-nucleotide messenger RNA. RefSeq names its product ankyrin repeat and SOCS box containing 1 (gene ASB1). Gene Ontology annotation, molecular function: protein binding. Bases 149 to 1147 code for a protein of 332 amino acids. Gene Ontology annotation, cellular component: ubiquitin ligase complex. Gene Ontology annotation, biological process: intracellular signal transduction; protein ubiquitination. The record is from RefSeq and is a predicted model, not a curated record. Lineage: Eukaryota; Metazoa; Chordata; Mammalia; Artiodactyla; Suidae. The transcript has 5 exons.
CGCCCGCCCGCCGGAAGCCGUGCCCCCGACGCGGCCCACCUGCCGCGGCCGCCGGAAGUGGUCGCGGCCGCGCUGCUUCCGGUCGCGGGGCGCCUUCGGGCCGGUCACGGGGAGAGGCGGGCCGCGGACGGGCCGAAGGCCGGAGCCCAUGGCGGAGGGCGGCGGGCGGGCCGGGCCGGGGCCCGCAGGUCCUAAUCUGAAGGAGUGGCUGAGGGAGCAGUUCUGUGACCAUCCGCUGGAGCACUGCGAGGACACGCGGCUCCAUGACGCGGCCUACGUGGGGGACCUCCAGACCCUCCGGACCCUGUUGCAGGAGGAGAGCUACCGGAGCCGCAUCAAUGAGAAGUCAGUCUGGUGCUGCGGCUGGCUGCCCUGCACGCCGCUGCGCAUCGCCGCCACCGCGGGCCACGGCAACUGCGUGGACUUCCUCAUCCGGAAGGGGGCCGAGGUGGACCUGGUGGACGUGAAGGGCCAGACCGCCCUGUACGUGGCCGUGGUGAACGGGCACCUGGAGAGCGCCCAGAUCCUGCUGGAAGCCGGCGCCGACCCCAACGGGAGCCGGCACCACCGCAGCACCCCGGUCUACCACGCGUCUCGAGUGGGCAGGGCGGACAUCCUGAAGGCCCUCAUCAGGUAUGGGGCCGACGUGGACGUCAACCACCACCUGACUCCGGACCUGCAGCCCCCUUUCUCCCGGCGGCUCACGUCCCUGGUGGUCUGCCCCCUGUACAUCAGCGCGGCCUACCACAACCUCCAGUGCUUCAAGCUGCUGCUCCAGGCCGGCGCAAACCCCGACUUCAACUGCAACGGCCCCGUCAACACGCAGGGCUUCUACCGGGGCUCCCCUGGCUGCGUCAUGGAUGCCGUCCUGCGGCACGGCUGCGAGGCGGCCUUCGUUAGCCUGCUCGUAGAGUUCGGAGCCAACCUGAACCUGGUGAAGUGGGAGUCCCUGGGCCCAGAGGCGAGAGGCAGAAGGAAGGUGGACCCCGAGGCACUGCAGGUCUUUAAAGAGGCCAGAAGUGUCCCCAGGGCCUUGCUGAACCUGUGCCGUGUGGCCGUGAGGAGAGCGCUCGGCAAAUACCGACUCCACCUGAUUCCCUCGCUGCCUCUGCCAGACCCCGUGAAAAAGUUUCUCCUUUACGAGUAGGAUUCAAGAGCCGGAGCGCUUGCGGUGAGGAAGAGGCGGCGGGCGGCGGGAUCGACCCCGGCUCUGCCCUGGGACCACGGCCUGUGCUGCUGGCGAGAGCCCGUCCUCGGGGACUGUAAUUCCACCUCAGGUGCCUGGGGCACGGACAGUCCUUGGGUCCGUAGAGCCGAGAGGCUCACGCAGAACCUCGUUUUCUUCUUCCUCGGCACCUCUGUGGCGGGUUUUCCCGGUCGCGUGUCACUGAGCUGGGCCUCGAGGUGGGAGCAUGUGGGGCUGAGCUGGGCAGCCUGCAGCGACCCCCGUCCGGAAACCCAUCACUUCCCAGCACUGGGCUUCUGUGUUCCCUCUCACCUGAACAGGUGAGUGCAGCCUUGUCACAGCUCAAUGAAAACGGAGUUCAGGGGAGCCCAGAGGUGCAGUUGGUGGACGUGCUGGUUUUCCCCGCCCCUUCCGCGUCCCGUCAGUGUCCUCCCUGGUGGUGGGAGCCGCCGCGUCCCCGUCUUCCUUCAAGGAUGGGGUCCCGGCUGUGCGCACUGGCUUUACAGCCUCAAAGUCAGUACCUGCACCUGUUCACUGUCUCUUUAGGCGACGCUCGGAAUCCUGCAGCGCCACACCUGUUCUGAGUCCUGACUGCCUGGCAUCGUGCCAUCAGGUCUUGUGAGUUCUCUGCCACUUCACGUGGGGGAGCUUCCAGACGGCGGGUUGGUUUCGGGAGGCCCGUGCUGCACUAGCCAGUAGCUGACUGCUACAUUCAGACCAAGGACCGUCCCACAGCUCUCACUGCCAGCUCUAACGGGAGAAAACGCCUGCGGCGCGGUCCCUGCGCGUCCGGAGAGUGGGACUUGCCUCCUCUCCUGGGUGGCUCUCAGCUUGCAGUUGCUCGGUGUCCGGUGGACGGAGUGUCUGGUGUUGGGUUGACUCGGCUCUUCCUGGUUUUGACCUAGUGUCUUGGUAGCUGCUCCUAGACCCGAGGACAGGGGAGAGCGGUGACGGCAGCAGUCCCCACCGCGGCCUGCGGGCUGUGGGUGGGCCUGUCACUCCCAGGCUGCACAGCCGGGUGUGUGGCAGUGGCUGCCUUUUUAGCGCUCCAGGUGCUGCAGAUUGCGGGGCUGUCACAUCUGGUAAUUUGGCGCCUCGGGACCGCUUUGUGCACCCACCCUGGUGAUUCUCUCCUGGAGAAGCUUCAGCAGCAGGCAGAUGACAAAUCUGUUUCGAUUUUCUGCACUAAGAGAACACUAAUUGGUAACAUUUGAACAAACGAUAGGGGUUUAUUUAACUGUUGCCGUGGUUCCGUGUCUCUGCGGACCAGCUGGAGUCUGUGCUGGUUGCCUCCCGGGCCUGAGGAUAGAAUUCGAAAGCCACCUCUUGUGUCGUGGGUAGACUUGUGCCAGAGCGCCUUGCUGGCCCGCGCGUGUGUGUGCGUGUGCGUGUGCAAGGGCUGAGGGAGAAAAGGCACCCGAGAUUCAGAGAGGAAGACGCAGCCACUGGAGCUCUGGCCUCACACUGUCACGAGCUAUUGCUGUGCGUCAGGGUGGGGUGGCUCCUGAGGCCCAGACAGGGCUGCGCGCUGCUCGUGCGCACGGGGGCCUGGCAGCUCGUGUGCUCAGAGCUCCGAGGCCGGUCGUGCUGCAGCCGGGAGGGAUUCCUGACGGAGGAGGGGAGCUGGGGCCCACGCAGGCCACUGCGGCCUGAGCCGCGUGCUGCAGGGGCUCCAGCCCACCACGGGGUUAGGUGUGUCCCUGUGGCCUCAAGGUGAGACAGGCAGGAAUCGGGCUGUGGCCGGGCCCUCCCUGGAUGGCAGGGAGGGUCGUGUGAAAGUGGGAGCCCCCCCCCACCGCCAGGGGAUGGCCCCAUGGGUUUCCGGCACAGGAGCGGCGUAUGCAGCGGCGUGCGGCCUUCCUGGUCGGGCUGAGAGCGGGUUCGGGGGGAGUGGCUGGUUCACUCUAUCAGCUCUUUUUGCUGCUGCCUGUGGCUUGGGUCCCUGGGUGAGCCAGCCGCAGACGCGUGGAUGCUGGGUGUUUUCCGCAGGGUCCGUUAGGGGCAGCCCAGGGGAGGAGGGUGGCUCUGCCCUCAGACCUCCUAGAGAGCAGCCUCUGGGAGCGCUGCCAGCACAGGAGCCCAGCCAGUGGUGCUGCCUUCGGGCUGCAGAGAGCGAGGGCCCAGGGCGGCCCCGCAGAGUGGACAUUGGGCUCCUUUGCGGUGAGGCUGGUGCAGGGCUUGUUUCUGGGGAAGCGAACCAUUUUUAUGGGGUCUCAGAAGGAAUGGGCCACGUUGGCCCUCACUGUUGGGCUUUGCUCGGACCUGGCCAGGGAGGUAGUGGGGUGGAGAGAGGCUGAGCGGGGAGCGCAGCGUGCUCGGGGCCAGUCAGCGGGCCCCAGGCCUCGGCUCUCCCUCUGCAGAGACAGGGUGGCUUUCUCUUUGUCCAGCCAGGGUUUAGAGACUUUGCCAGAAUCCCAGCAACUUUGAGGUUUAGCCUCUAGUGUGAAAUUUCAUAGCUGCCAGGCGUGAAUCUGAAAAUAGCGCAGAUGGCUGCUUGAGGACAUUCCUUCGUGUUUUGAGUGACGCUUGGCAGAAGCUUCCUUUUUCUUUCGUUGGCAGGGGUGGGAUACAGAAUAGCAAAGAGUAAAGCGCUCCGUCAGAGCGCUUCGUAAAGUCGUGUUUCUAAGCCCUGGGGCCCCCAAGCCCCGCGCAGCGAGGAGACAUGGUGGCACCAGAGGAGGCCGCAGCCUGAGCUCUGCCCAGGGAGGGCGGUGAUGGACCAGUGCAGGGAGCCUGGGAGUCCCGCAGCCUGGGCCCAGGACCGUCUCGCCUCUUGCCACUGCUGGGGUGCCUGCUGGCCAUUGAACAGGGUCCUGCAGUCCGGGCCUGGGCUGCUGUGGACAGACAGGCAGGGGUGAGGGGUGGCCCUGAUGCCUUGAUACGGCCUUGGUAGCUCUAGGAAUUCACCUUUGGCGUCCUGGGUGGGGGUUUUGAGUAUAUUUCCCAAACCCAUCAAGGUCAUACGUGUCUGUGCCUUUUCAUAUUACGUAUGUUAUUUAUUUACUCAUUUAUGUAUGAGUGUCCUACCCUGUUCCAGAAAGGGUUUAAAGGCAACAGUGCUUCGGUUUUGAUAUUCUCAUUUGACAUUUGAUGUUUUAGUCAGCAUGCUCUUGUUAAACAGGUAAUUUUAAAAAGAGGGCAGUUAGCAGCCUCCUAACUUUGACUGUGUCAGACCUAAUUGCCAUUCAGUUUGAACCCUUUCUUCCACGAAUCGACUCUCCAAGUAGAAGUUGGCGCCGAAGUAGAAAGAGAGGAGGGUGCAGCGGCGGCUGGACUGAGCAGAGGAGGCUCUGCCGCGGUCAGAGAGCCGUGCCCCCGUGCCUGCUGCCAGGCCUGCUGCAGGGCCCCUUCCCAGGGGAGGCUCCUCUCGGCCGGGCGGGGCCGGCCGUGCCUCUCCCCUGGGGCUUUGCGAGGACACCGGAGAGAAAGUCUGCGAAAGCCCUUUGCGCUUAGCACCCCUGCGCCCUGGACACUGCGGUCCUCGUGAGUGGCGUCCCUCCUGGGCUCUGCCUUCCGGGCGGUGCUGGUGCUGGGACAGCCUGGGACCUUGGGGGUCAGCUCAGCCUUGUGUGUCCAUGGGGGCUCACAGCACAGGCCUCUGGGCAGGGCAGAGUAUGCGGACACGUGUUGCCUAAUAGAGGAAGGCAAGUUUAUUCAACUUAAAGAGUUGUCUUGUAUUCUGAGAUUAUAUGCUUCCUAAUUUGGGUGAUAAAAUAUCCUUUUAUUAUAAUGAAGGUGAUGACAGAGGGCAAUAUUUUUAUUUUUUAAAAUGCUCUUGGUUGCAGAAUAAAAUGCCUUCGCUGCCCCUUGUCAAACCCCAGAAUUUCCUUUUGAGUUUGCCUGUCUCUGAAAGCCAGUGUCGGGCCCCACAGUCCAGCUCCAGUGGGUGUCAGGUGCCGAGAAGCUCCUCUUGGUGUCCUAGAAUGGCCUGUACAUUCCCGAAGGCUCUCCCAGUGCGUCCUCUGCCUGGGGGAGGGUUAGGAAAUGUGCGCUCGCAUCCUGCCAGUGACAAAGCAGUGUCCCUGCGGAUCCCGAGAGAUGCCCCUUGUCAGUGGAUCUGCCCCUUAUUCAGGCCCGGGCACAGGAGGGUGUUGCAGCAGUGGUAGUGCCAGGCCUUCAGUGACCAGUGCUGAGUGGCCUGGCUCCAUCAGUCGGCUCUCCCUCUGGAGGUGCCGCGCUGGGCCACAUGUCCCUCCGGUCUCACCUCCCUCCACCGACCCGGCCCCCUUGACAUGGAACAGGAGAACUGAUCGCAGACCGAAGGGGUGAGUGGGACCGUGUCCCAGGAGGACCCCGUCCCAGGAGGACCCCAUGGGCGGGGCCCGUGGGGCUUGAAGUGCGGGGCUGUGCAGAGUACUUACUGUAAGUUCUAGAAGACCAUCGAGUGGAGAAGGAGGCGGGGGAAGCCGGGCUUCUGCAGCCCUAACUUGCAACUGCUCAGGUCUGGGCUGCCUGGGGCCCCUUCUCUUUGGAAGUUGCCUGGGUUUCCGAUCUGCAGCAGGUGGGGGAUGUCCAGUCUUGUGUGGUUCUUGUGAGGACAGCUCUCCUGUGUGAAGUUGUUUGCUGCUGUCACUUAGCCAGCAGUGCCCCUGCCCUGCUUUGUGGAGUCUGCUCAGCUCCCCCUGCUUCUUUGGUGUUGGGCACGUGCGGUGCCUCGCCCGUGCUGAAGGGAGCGCUGGCCGUCGGCCCGAGUCUCCGCCCUCCUGCGGCAGUGCCCAUGUGCUUGCCUGCAGCAGCUGGGCCUGUGCCUGUUCUUGCACUUGUGCCUGGUUAAGAGCUUUCAGAAAUAUGAUGGACAUCUUUGAUAUGUGAUUGUAACUUUAAUAAAUGCUUUAUUCCCUUAAACCCCCCCCGCCCCAGAUGCCUUAAUUUUGUGGACUGUUUAUCUUUGCGGAUGGAAUUGAUCAUGUGAAAUCUUGGUGUGUGGAUUUCAGGUGGAAGCAACUGGAUCUCUGGAAAGUGUCUAAUGAUUUGGAGAAAGGAGUGUCUAAAACUGGAGUUUUAUUAAACAGCUCUGGGGACCCUCGUGCUCCAGGGAGGCCCCCCCAAAUGUUGCACAGGUUUCAGCGGAUGGGUGAGCCUGUUUGGCUUGAUGGAGUUCCUAGUUGGACGAGCGUGUGCCCCCAAAGGGUCUGAAACACAUGGCCCCCCCCUUCACGGCGAUGCUGUCUCUGCAGUGCUCUGUCGGGUGGGGGGCAGUGGGGACUGGGGGCCCCUGGUUAUAUGUGACUUGUUUUUACAGAGGGAGGAUGCGGUGUGAAGCUCUGGGCUGGACCUCGGAAUGAAUGAGCUAAAUAAAGACACGUGUUCAUCUCCCGGUGA